Aaosphaeria arxii CBS 175.79 is the source of this 1291-nucleotide messenger RNA. Its product is annotated as calcium-dependent phosphotriesterase. The record is from RefSeq and is a predicted model, not a curated record. Lineage: Eukaryota; Fungi; Ascomycota; Dothideomycetes; Pleosporales. The coding region runs from base 65 to 1291 and encodes 408 amino acids. The transcript is spliced from 3 exons.
ACAGCACUUUAUUCUGUACUUUAUGCCGUGGUUCAUCUCUCAUAGAAUUUUAGCUUGAGACACAAUGCGAUCAUACGCCGUAUCAUCGUUGCUCUUAGCACACCAUUGUUUGGCUUUAAGUCAGUAUCUUAGCAGUCUCCCAACGGAAUUUCAAUCCAGUCAUGCCAAAUGGGCAUGGGUAUCAUAUGAGUCGCCUGCUGUUGCGGUCAUUCCGGGAUCUUUCAAUCGGACCGCACUCCAAGCUCCACACGAGGGUGAUGCAUCUGAUCCGAUUGUUAGGGAAGCUUUUUCUCAACUGAACGAAACAGAUUUUGUAGCAUAUGAUCAGCGUUUCUUUCAUUUGAUCGGUCCCGAUGCAACAAUCGACCAUGUGCAAGAACUCGCGUAUCAGACGCAUGAAGCUCCAUGCUUCGACCAGGCUACUGGAAACCUUUUCUUUGCAGAGUGGGGUCCGCCAGGAGGCGACAAUGGGACUCAUGACUGGCAAUACUUGCUCAAUACACGCAACAAUAGUCUUCAGAAGAUUAAGACUGACCCUCCGACGUACAACGCCCACGGUUGUGUGAUAUACGACUCACAGAUGUACGUAGUCACAGACGGCUACGAAGACGUAGAAACUGGUCAACUUGUGCGCAUCGAUCCAAAUACGUGGAGGCAUGAAACCAUCCUGAACAAUUAUCACGGCCAACCAUUCCUCGGUUUCAACGAUUUGGACAUCGACAGUGAUGGGAACUUUUGGCUCACAGACUCUAAGUCUGCAUUUGGUCGUGAUUUGAUUGAGUUUAGCAAUCCGACAAACCCUACAAUCUACUUUGUCAAUAGCACAACAAUGCGCCCCAGACCCGUACACAUCACGACAGGGAAUACAAACGGCAUUGCGGUGUCACGCUCGCAAGCAGAUCCGUCCGUGCACACUGUGUAUCUUCCAGAUACAGGCUUUUCGGAAUUCAAGCCCGUGUCGCGGAAGAAUCCUCUCGGCGACAGAGCACUCUUCGCAUACGAUGCUGCAGAAGGAGGCGUACUGAAAAACGCUCGGUUUCUUAACAAUCCAAUCGCGUGGUUCUAUGAUGGUAUCAGAGCGAGCAAGAAUGGGUAUCUAUUCGCAGGUGCAGGUGAUGGUGUCGAUGUCAUAGAUCCAGUUGAUGGCCUUACAUUGGGUACAAUCCGAGUUGGUGGAGGCGAAAACGUUGCUGUCAGUGUGGCUUUUGGUAAAAAUGAAUUGUGGAUUGUCGGAAGGGGUGGAGUUUGGCAUGUCAAUGGCGUGAAAGAAGAGUUAGCACGGGACUGGUGA